AUGGACUCUUUAAGGAUUUUCAAGCAGCGCUCAGUGUCUGGCGACAAUAACCGCAACCGUGAUCGCUUUCACCCUAGCACAAUACAGAAGCAUCUCAUUGCAUCAGCUGGGGAGUUUGUUGGAACUUUCUUUUUCCUAUGGUUCGCUUACGCUGGCAGCAUGCAAUACAUAAAGCAGGCUACCUUGUCACCACCCUCUGGGGGAAUAAGCGAUACAACUGUCUUCUUCAUUGCGCACGUAUACAGCUUCUCCCUACUCGUCAAUGUCUGGGCGUUUUACCGUAUAAGUGGUGGUCUGUUUAAUCCUGCAGUAACGCUCGGCAUGUGUUUGGCGGGGACGCUACCUUGGGUGCGAGCCGCCUUCUUAGUCCCAGCACAAAUCAUCGCCAGCAUGUGUGCAGGCGGUCUAGCACGCUGCAUGUUCCCAGGUGACCUUGCCGUGGCCAACAGUGUUCUCUCAAGCGACACAUCGAUCGUACGAGGUCUCUUCAUUGAGAUGUUUUUUACAGCCUUCCUUGUAUUCGUUGUAUUAAUGCUCUCUGCCGAGCGUUCUAAAGACACUUUUAUCGCACCCAUCGGUAUCGGAUUAGCGCUGUUUGUUGCCAUGCUAGCUGGGACUUCUUACACCGGCGCAUCACUCAAUCCAGUUCGCAGUUUCGGAUGUGCCGUCGCGACGCCUAGUUUCCCUGGUUAUGAGUGGAUCUACUGGCUUGGUCCAUUUAUGGGCGCUUUGGUGGCUGCAGGUUUCUACCGUUUUGUCAAGUUGUCUCAUUACGAAGAAGCAAAUCCCAACCGGGAGGAGACGGACCAUCCCACCGGCGACCAGCCAUAA
Trichoderma atroviride IMI 206040 is the source of this 831-nucleotide messenger RNA. RefSeq lists its product as uncharacterized. The record is from RefSeq and is a predicted model, not a curated record. Gene Ontology annotation, biological process: transmembrane transport; water transport. Gene Ontology annotation, molecular function: water channel activity. Gene Ontology annotation, cellular component: plasma membrane. NCBI's taxonomy places the organism in Eukaryota, Fungi, Ascomycota, Sordariomycetes, Hypocreales, Hypocreaceae.